CAGAAAACAAGAGAAACACAGGACGAUGCUGCAAAAACAGACAGAAGGCCAAAGAAUAGCAGCAAACAUGAACAUUUUGAUAACUGGAGAUUGAAAACUCUUUCAUGUGGAUUAUAUUGUGUUAUUUAUUUUUGCAUUUUUCUCUGGAUUAUGUUGAUGGAUGUCCAACAAAGGAUUCUACUGUGCUGCAGGGCUGAAGGCCAUAAGCUCACUACACCUCAGUGGAAGUUUGCUGUCGGAGCAGAAAGUGAACAAUGUUAAUAAAACUCCGGAAAACAUCUGUAACAUUGCCUCAUGUAGAAACGUCUCUCUUCACGAUGUCACCACUGAUGUAUUUAUCACAACAUCAGGCUCUUUGAGAAGAGGAGCACUGACAGAGUGACAGCCGACUAAAGAUGUCUGACCUCAGCCAAGUUGCGGUGUACUCAGACUCUUCAGAUAUUUAUAAGAAUGUGUUCUGCAACCCUGCCUUUGAGCUGGAGGGGGAGCAGGAGGAAAGAGUGGAGGGAUUCAGGACGUCCUCAUCCACCCCUGAGCCAAUCAAACCACCGGCAGCUAGUCUACGCUGGGGUCUGUUUGGGGUGUGUGCGAUGCGUCUGCGGGGUCCAGGUUGUGGCUGGGGUGUGGUGGUGGUCUCUGCUGCUGCCCUGCUCCUGUUAGCAGCCAUCGGACUGGCGCUGGCCCUCAUCCUCACACAGAUGAAAGGCCAGGCUGUGGAGGAUCAGUUGUUGUCUACCAGCCCUCCAGACCGGCUGAACGCAGGAGACGCUGGUUCCCCUACUUUACCCACAAUUUCUACCGACAGAAGCCAACAUGGAAGUACAGCAGCACCACAGUCUGCUAGGAUCCCACCAUCUGAAACACGUAAGAGAUUCAAGCUGAAUGGACGUUUGUGUUCUAAUAUUAUACAAAUCAUGCAAAGUCAAUUUCAUGUCCAUCCUCACCCAAUAAAAAUGCUAACUCUUCUUUAUCUGGAGGCCCUUUGCUUUUUCCUUUCCCUCACAGGUUGUGGAGGGGUAUUGGCUGACUCAGAGGGCAGUUUCAGCUCUCCAAACCACCCUGGCUCCUACCCGCCCAACUUGCUGUGUGUGUGGGUGAUCCGAGUGCCUCCCCCCUCCCUGGUCCAGAUCCACAUAUCCUCUCUGGCUGUAGAGGGGCCGUCUCCCUGUCUGUUUGACUGGCUCGAGGUGCAGGAGCAGAUAGAGCAGAGCUCUGUGGUCACCAGGUUCUGCGGUAAUGUAGCACCACCGACAGUCAACACAAACAGCAGCACAGUGUGGGUCACCUUCCGUUCUGAUAGCAGCAUCGCAGGCAGCGGCUUCACCGCACAGUACAAGGCCAUACUGCCUGGACACAAGAGCUGCUCCAGAGAAGAGUUUAUGUGUGACAGUGGUCGCUGCCUGCUGCCUGUGUCUGUGUGUGACGGUCAUCCAAACUGUCAUGACCAAACAGAUGAGGCAAACUGCAGCCAUAAACACAAAGAAUGUGGUGGGCAGAAGACGGGGCCCAAUGGUUACCUGUCAAGUCCAAACCACCCCAGGCCUUACCCUCACCAGCAGCUGUGCAUAUGGUACAUAUCUGUUGAGGAGGGUCACGUCAUCACGCUGAGCUUCAAGAACUUCAGCCUGGAGACUCAGGAUGUGUGUGAGUUUGACUACGUGGAGGUGCACGACAGUGUCAACACCGGAGCUGGGAGAGUGCUGGGAAGGUUUUGUGGCACCACUGUCCCUCCAGACCUGACCUCCUCCGGCCCCCACAUGACUGUGGUGUUUGUGGCUGAUGAGGGAGUGGCCGACAGUGGCUUCAACGCCACGUACCAGGCUGUGUCCGUACUGGGCAGGACGUGUGGUCCGAGCCAGUUUGCCUGCAGCACAGGCGAGUGCCUUCACCAGCAGUGGCUGUGUGACGGAUGGAACGACUGUCCUGACGGAGCAGAUGAGCAGGGCUGUGGCAACUCCACCUACCCUCCCUUCACUUCAUCAUGUGAGCUCAUAGAGGUAGAGAUGUGUCAAGGCCUCAGCUACAACCUCACCUCAUUCCCAAACAUCUGGCUGUCCAUUGCUGAUCAGAGAGAAGCUGCCACACUCCUGCGACAGUACCGGGUGCUGAUGGAGCUGGCAUGCUUUGAGCCCUUGCAGAGGCUGGUGUGCGGAAUGUUCCUUCCCCAGUGCAGCCCUCAGGGUGGCGUCCUCCAGCCCUGCCGCUCGGUCUGCUCCUCUGCCGAGCAGCAAUGCAGCCAAGCUCUGGAUCUCUUCUCCUUCAGCUGGCCCUUCAACUGUCACCUCCUGCCUGACUCACAGGACCCCAUGGAAUGCUCGCUGCCUUGAUGCUUCAAGCUUGAAGCCUCAGUUGUGCUGUUAGUAACCGAUGCUCUCCAGUCCACAGUUUUCAGAUGUUUCACAGAUUUUCAGUGGUGUUUAAGGACCGAAAGGCAUUUUACAAAACUGAGGAUUGCAUUUCAAGCAAGUCCACAGCAUUCAAGAGUUGUAGAAAGCAGUUUGACUUGCAUUACUACAGCGGUCAUCACACACUACUGCCUGUAAAGCUUUUAAGUAUGGUACAUACAGAAAAUUGUGGCACAGUAGCUAUAUUAAGAGAAAAGCUUUAAAGUACAUAAACGUAAAGGAUGAUUGUGAUUAAGAUACAACACAUUUUCAAUCUUCCCCCAAUAGAAACUGUUGUUUGCUGUCUUUUUGCACUAUUUAUUGCUUUGAUGUCAAAUCACGUGAUAACAGAUCUCACCUUUAACAAAAGAAUGAAUACAGAGAGAAUAAAACAAACUUUAUUGCCUUGUCAA
This is a messenger RNA of Epinephelus lanceolatus (giant grouper), 2797 nucleotides long. NCBI's taxonomy places the organism in Eukaryota, Metazoa, Chordata, Actinopteri, Perciformes, Serranidae. The record is from RefSeq and is a predicted model, not a curated record.